Molecule: messenger RNA, 1472 nt
Organism: Racocetra persica
Lineage: Eukaryota; Fungi; Glomeromycota; Glomeromycetes; Diversisporales; Gigasporaceae
Source: the annotation of a GenBank genome assembly
UAGUUCAAUCUAAUUCUGCUUUUGGUCCAUACCCCAAAUAUAUUUGUAAAUGUGGUAAGAUUCAAAGUGAUAUAUGCGAAACGGCAACAGUAGCUAUUUCUUCUGUAUAUCAUCAACUUUUCAAAACCAAGACAAAAUUUUCAGGUCCAGAAGUUCUAGGAUUUGAUAAAACAAUUAUUACAGACGAAUUAUUAUCAGAUUUACCCUUUCGCCCUUAUAAUUUUCAACUUGGGAUCCUUCGAAUUUGGAUAGUAAGAAUUGGCUCUAAUGAAAUUACAACUAAUUUAGCAGGCCCCAGAUUUAAAUCAGCCUUCAUAUAUCAAUAUAAUAAAAAAUAUGAAAUUGGAGAUCAGGAAUUUCGAGCCUGGAAAGCAAUGCUAAAAAAUGUUGGUUGUUCUGAUAUUACCCCAUAUGAAAAAGAUCAGUCAAAAUUCGAGUUUUGGUCUCGGUCCAUUACUCCGGAUAGUGAUAGAAGUUCUUUGUCUACAUUAUACAAUCUUGGAUUUGUUACUUCAGCUCCCUUAUACUCCUCUAUGAAUGCUUUUUGGAAUUCUUUUCACAAUUCUUUGAAAAUUAAUAAAUGCGGCAUAGAUAGGCGAUUAGUUACUAACAAACCUGUAAUUAGACAUGAAAAAAUGUCGUCAGAAAAAAAUGCACAAUUACAAUCUUUUUUAAUGGACAAAGCUAAUAUCAUAAUGAGCUCAUAUAAAACUAACCCUAUUACAAAUGAACCAGUAUAUUACCUGAAAAAUUCAAAAGAUAUACUGUGGAACAAAUUUCAUGAAGAAUACCCGAAUGGAAUGUGCUGCUUUGAUGUAACAGUAGGACAGGAUAUUGAGAAUGCGAUCACAGGAAUUAAAGGGACUUCUGUUGCAAAUCUGAAUCCUAUUCGGGACAGAGGUAGUGGUAAUAAUACAUUACCUGGAAAUUCUAACUGGUUUGAGUGGCAAUGGCCAACAACGGGUGAAUUUUCCGGAUGUAUUAAAGCACGAGAUAUUCCUAGUAUAGGUCUUAUUCCGAGUCGUCUUACAAGAGAAAGUCUAGUGAAAGAAUUAGAAAAACGAAACUUUAGGUUCAAUAAUAAAGAAAAUAAAGAUCAAUUGAUAAAUUUACUAGAAAACCAAUUGGUGGAAGAUACGAAGCAGGCAAAAAUAGCUCAUAACCAAACAAAUAGUAUAUCUAACAAAGAGAAUUGUCAUAUUUUCAAAGUGGACAAGUUUUCUCUAAAUUCGGGUUGGGCUCUUAAGGCAAAUCAAAAGUUUGGACGAAAGGGUACAGGAAAGCGAAUAUCACCUGAAAUUAGAGCGCUAUUAGAAGGAUAUUUCUUAGCAGGAAAUAUAAAUAAAAGUGAUAGAUAUACGGCACAGGAUAUGCAUGAUGAACUUGUUCAACAUGCACAAGAAGGUGAAAUUAAAGUAGAAGAAGUACCUAAAGUUGCCACAAUUCAAAAUUGGAUUGGUUAUUACACAUGA